Molecule: messenger RNA, 3816 nt
Organism: Brassica rapa (field mustard)
Lineage: Eukaryota; Viridiplantae; Streptophyta; Magnoliopsida; Brassicales; Brassicaceae
Product: homeobox-leucine zipper protein GLABRA 2
Biological process (GO): regulation of DNA-templated transcription
Molecular function (GO): DNA-binding transcription factor activity, RNA polymerase II-specific; DNA binding; lipid binding
Source: RefSeq, a predicted model, not a curated record
CCGAUUUCCCGUUAUCUUUCCCUUGCAAAUUGUAUGUCCCUGCUCACGUCAUCUAUUAUUCUUUUAGCUUUCAACAACUCUUCUCCGGCCUUCACAAUUAAUUAUUAGCUACUCCUAAUUACUAGUACUAUUGUUUAUUACGGAGUACUACACACUGCUUGACUCUACAAGCAUGUAAGUUUGAGAUUCAGGGAAUAUUUAUUAGCAUUAUUAUAAAUAAGUUACAGAGCACAAGGCAUUUAAGGUUUCCAUGUAAGUACUCUGAUACUAUUAUCCUGUUCUCUCUACCAAUGUUUUUUUUAAUUUUCCUUGCUCACGCAAUUACUUGCUUUAUAGUUGCAACCAAGUUUAUAUAUAGAUACGUUUUUAGAACAAAAUAUAGAGAUGUAAUGUUGCAUUCUGUAUACGCAAGUUACUUGGAUGUUGUUUGAAAGAAGAUGUCAUAUUAAUAGAUAGUACAAAUUAUAAAUCCUAUAACUAUUACAAUAUCUCUAAUAAAGAAAUAGAAGUCAUAAUAUUAGGAGUAAUGAUGGUAAUUAAGGAGGAAAGAAGAAAGCAGAAAAUGCGGUUGGAGAAUUAGGUGCUUAAAGUUAGUUGAGUCUAUCCCAGUAUCUAACAGUCAACUCUCUCUCUCUUUACCUAGCCAUUAUUAUUAUUUUUAUUUUAAAACAAUGACCUGACAUAUGCAUAUGUCUUUUCUCUCUCUACUCUCUACACAUGUAAUUCAAUUCAAUUAAAGAAGAGACAGAGAAGUUCGUCUUUGUUUGUAUACCCUUAAAUCAUGCAACCCCUUAUUCUCAUUCCUACUCCCUGUCUACAGUAAUUUAUAUGAACUUAAUUAUGUAGUUUAAAACGAUUAACUUCAUGAGUAAUGGCAAACUUAUGUUCAAAUACCUAAUUUUCAAUCGUUUGUGCGGUGCAGAAGUAAUUCGAACAUUUUGUUAACAAUUUUUUUUUUGUUAACAAAAUUAAAUCUAUAUAGGAACGGAUAUUUUCCAAAUUCACAACCGAAUUUCUCAUACGAACAUAUCUAAUAUUUAUUUUUCGAAAAUAAUGUACAUCAAUGGCUGCAGUGAUGUAUAAGCUGGCCAUGUUUUAAAGUAAUCAAGUGUGAAUAUAAUUGUAAACUAAAUGGUGAGAAUAUAUAUGCAUAAGUAUAUAACUAGGAAGAAAGGGUUAAAUUAUAAUUAAAUGAAGCACCUAAAAGUCAAGCAAUAGAGAAAUAUCUGAAAAACGACCGUUUACAUAAUUGGAAUAUAUAUAGCCUUAUCUGUAUAUGUAAUAUAAGAGUACAUUUUGGUAUAAAAUAAUAAAUAAAAACAACAAAUAUAGAGAUUAAUAUAAAUAGAAGGAAGGAGGAGAGGGAAGAUAAAGCAAAUUAAGAUUUCGGAGCUUAUGUCAAUGGCCGUCGAGAUGUCAUCGAAACAACCCACCAAAGACUUCUUCUCCUCUCCAGCCCUCUCCCUCUCUCUCGCUGGGAUAUUUCGGAAUGCAUCCUCCGGCAGCACGAACCCUGAGGAGGACUUUCUGGGAAGAAGAGUAGCUGACGAUGAGGAUCGGACGGUGGAGAUGAGCAGCGAGAACUCGGGACCCACGAGAUCCAGAUCAGAGGACAAUUUGGAGGGUGAGGACGAUCAAGAGGAAGAAGAGGAUGGUGCAGGAAACAAAGGCAACAAGAGGAAGAGGAAGAAGUAUCAUCGCCACACCACCGAUCAGAUUAGACACAUGGAAGCGCUGUUCAAAGAAACACCUCAUCCGGACGAGAAGCAAAGACAGCAGCUGAGCAAGCAAUUAGGACUAGCUCCUCGCCAAGUCAAGUUCUGGUUCCAAAACCGCCGCACCCAGAUCAAGGCUAUUCAAGAACGACACGAAAACUCAUUGCUGAAAGCGGAGCUAGAGAAGCUGAGAGAGGAAAACAAAGCGAUGAGAGAGUCAUUUUCCAAGGCUAAUUCCUCCUCGUGCCUCAACUGCGGAGGAGGAGGAGGAGCAGGAAGCCCCGAUGAUCUCCUCCUUGAAAACACCAAACUAAAAGCCGAACUUGACAAGCUUCGUGCGGCUCUCGGACGGACUCCCUAUCCCCUUCAGGCCUCAUGCUCCGAUGAUCAACAGCGCCGUGUUGGCUCACUCGAACUCUACACGGGGGUCUUUGCCCUCGAGAAGUCCCGCAUCGUGGAGAUUGCCAACCGAGCCACCCUUGAACUUCAGAAGAUGGCCACCUCCGGUGAACCUCUGUGGCUCCGCAGCCUUGAGACUGGCCGUGAGAUUCUUAACUACGAUGAGUAUCUCAAGGAGUUUCCUCAAGAUCAGACCUCUUCAUUUCAUGGAAGAAAAACCAUUGAAGCCUCCCGAGAUGUGGGUAUCGUGUUUAUGGACGCACAUAAACUUGCCCAAAGUUUCAUGGACGUGGAGCAAUGGAAAGAGAUGUUUGCAUGUUUGAUCUCAAAGGCGGUUACGGUUGAUGUAAUUCGACAGGGUGAAGGGCCUUCCAGGAUCGACGGUGCCAUUCAGUUGAUGUUUGGGGAGAUGCAGCUGCUCACUCCAGUUGUCCCAACAAGAGAAGUCUACUUUGUGAGAAGUUGCCGCCAGCUGAGCCCUGAGAAAUGGGCCAUCGUGGAUGUAUCGGUCUCUAUGGAGGAGGACAACAACGCAGAGAAGGAGGGUUCACUGCUGAGAUGUCGGAAGCGCCCUUCAGGGUGCAUCAUCGAGGACACCUCCAACGGCCACUCCAAGGUCACUUGGGUGGAGCAUCUUGACUUGUCUGCUUCCACGGUUCAGCCUCUCUUCCGCUCUUUUGUCAACACCGGUUUGGCCUUUGGUGCUAAACAUUGGGUCGCCACCCUUCAGCUCCACUGCGAACGACUUGUCUUCUUCAUGGCUACCAACGUCCCCACCAAGGACUCUCUCGGGGUUACAACGCUGGCCGGGAGAAAGAGCGUACUCAAGAUGGCACAGAGGAUGACACAAAGUUUCUACCGCGCCAUUGCUGCUUCUAGCUACCAUCAGUGGAACAAGAUCACCACCAAAACUGGACAAGACAUGAGAGUUUCAUCCAGAAAAAACCUCCAUGAUCCUGGAGAGCCUACCGGAGUCAUAGUUUGCGCUUCUUCCUCCCUCUGGUUACCUGUUUCUCCUACUCUUCUCUUUGAUUUCUUUAGAGAUGAAACUCGUCGCCAUGAGUGGGAUGCUUUGUCAAACGGGGCUCAUGUUCAGUCAAUUGUAAGCUUAUCCAAGGGACAAGAUAGAGGCAACUCAGUGUCUAUCCAGACAGUGAAAUCGAGAGAAAAGAGCACAUGGGUGCUGCAAGACAGCUGCACAAACUCAUAUGAGUCGGUGGUUGUAUACGCUCCCGUAGAUAUAAACACGACACAGAUGGUGAUCGCAGGACAUGAUCCAAGCAACAUCCAAAUCCUCCCUUGUGGAUUCUCAAUCAUACCUGAUGGAGUAGAAUCACGACAACUGGUAAUCUCGUCUGCACAAGAGGCAGACAGAAACACACAAGGAGGGUCUCUGCUCACAAUGGCCCUCCAAACGCUCGUCAACCAAUCUCCGGCAGCAAAGCUGAAUAUGGAGUCUGUGGAAUCAGUCACAAACCUCGUCUCUGUCACGCUGCACAACAUUAAGAGAUGCCUACAAAUCGAAGAUUGUUGAUGAUAAAAUAACUCACAUCAUGUGUCACGUUUAUUAUGGAGAUGUUGUUUACCUAUAUAAAGUAUAUGAUAAUGUAUAGCAGUGCAUUAAGUUUUUUUGUACAAAAACAUGCUGUCUUUCUGCAACCAUACUAUUAUCCAAAUAUUUAUGCUGCAAGCAUUAAGAGCA